GGAAAACAUGAAUACUUUCUCUCAUGUACCCCCAGGCUUUCGGUUCCAUCCCACUGAUGAAGAACUCGUGGAUUACUAUCUUAGGAAAAAGAUAAACUCAAGAGCCAUUGAAUUAGAUGUCAUCAGAGAUGUGGAUCUUUACAAAAUUGAGCCAUGGGAUCUUCAAGAGCUGUGCAGGCUAGGUACAGAUGAGCAAAGUGAUUGGUAUUUUUUUAGUCAUAAAGAUAAGAAGUAUCCGACAGGUUCACGCACAAAUAGGGCUACUGCAGUUGGAUUUUGGAAAGCAACCGGAAGAGAUAAAGCUAUUUACUCAAAGCAUGACUUGGUUGGAAUGAGAAAGACGUUGGUCUAUUACAAAGGUCGUGCACCUAAUGGACUUAAAUCGGAUUGGAUCAUGCACGAAUAUCGCCUUGAAACAGAUGAACACGCAACCACAACACAGGAAGAAGGAUGGGUGGUAUGUAGGGUGUUUAAGAAAAGACUGCCCAUAAUAAGGAGGGCAAGUGAGCAUGAACUAACGUGGUAUGAUGAUCAACAAGUCUCGUUCAUGCCUGAAACAGAUUCACCGAUUAUUCAGAAUAAUAUUCGGUUCAACUCAUCAGGUAACAGUUCUAAUUACCAAAGCUACCCUUAUAGUUCUUGCAAGAGAGAAGAGCUAGAUCAUCAUCAGCUGCAAAAUUACCAAGUUACUACGCCACAUCACUAUCCUCAACUCCCUCUUCUUGAGAGUCCAAAACUUGUCCAAACCUGUAGUUCUUCCACGCCCGUUUACGGUAGUGUAAUAAACCAAGGAUCCAACCAUAUGCAGCCUUCCUUGGUCACACAAGACCAUAGCAACAACAAUAUUCAGAUACAUCAUCAAGGCCAGAGCUACUAUAACGAUCAAGUGACAGAUUGGCGCCUUCUUGACAAGUUUGUUGCCUCACAGUUACUAAACCAAGGGGAUGUUUCGAUCAAAGGAAAUGAUCAAUCCUAUGAUCCAAAUGCAGAAGAGCAAAUCGUAGUACCCGAAGAUGCAUCAAAUAUUUCCAUAUCCACUUGCCAGAUAGAUCUAUGGAAAUGAUGGAAAAGUGCCAGUUUUUUUCUAUGAAAUUAUUAACUCUUAUUUUUGUAAAUAAUGUGUUACAUAUGUACACUAAUUAACUGUUGUAACUAGAAAGCAUAUAGAUUAUUAUAUGCCCCUUGAUUAGCACUACUCUCUCAUAAUUUAUUUGAUGGAUCAAUUAUUGUAACUAAUUAAAACCAUCAAAUUAAAAUAGGUAUGGGGUGGUGCUAGCUAGCUGCUGUAUUUUAUGAUGACUUAAGCUUAAAGCAUUGUCUCUUACGUAUAAUAUGA
Messenger RNA from Erigeron canadensis, 1336 nucleotides. Its product is annotated as NAC domain-containing protein 7-like. The transcript has 3 exons. The coding region runs from base 8 to 1063 and encodes 351 amino acids. Gene Ontology annotation, biological process: regulation of DNA-templated transcription. Gene Ontology annotation, molecular function: DNA binding. The record is from RefSeq and is a predicted model, not a curated record. NCBI's taxonomy places the organism in Eukaryota, Viridiplantae, Streptophyta, Magnoliopsida, Asterales, Asteraceae.